Canis lupus familiaris (dog) is the source of this 1246-nucleotide messenger RNA. RefSeq names its product tubulin polyglutamylase complex subunit 2-like. The record is from RefSeq and is a predicted model, not a curated record. The transcript has a single exon. Gene Ontology annotation, biological process: protein polyglutamylation. NCBI's taxonomy places the organism in Eukaryota, Metazoa, Chordata, Mammalia, Carnivora, Canidae. The coding region runs from base 109 to 852 and encodes 247 amino acids.
AGCAAGCUGCACCUGGAGAAGCUGACCCUGGGGAUCACCACAUCCUCGAAUAUUUCCCCAGGUGUGACAGAGGCGACUAUCAUAGAAAAACCACCUGCUGAACGUCAUAUGAUUUCUUCAUGGGAACAAAAAAAUAACUGCAUUCUACCUGAGGAUGUGAAGAAUUUUAACCUGAUGACCAAUGGCUUCCACAUGACAUGGAGUGUGAAGCUGGAUGAGCACACCAUUCCAUUGGGCAGCAUGGCAAUUAACAGCAUCUCAAAACUGACUCAACUCAACCAGUCUUCCAUGUACUCACUCCCUAAUGCACCAACUCUGGCAGACCUGGAGGAUGAUACACUUGAAGCCAGUGAGAACCAGCCAGAGAAGCCUCACUUUGAUUCUCGCAGUGUGAUAUUUGAGCUGGGUCCUUGCAAUGGGAAUGGGAAGGUUUUCCUUGUCUACAAAACAGGGAAACCAGCAUUAGCGCAAGACACUGAGAUCUGGUUCCUGGACAGAGCAUUAUACUGGUAUUUUCUCACAGAUACAUUUAACGCUUACUAUUGCCUGCUCAUCACCCACCUGGGCCUGCCACAGUGGCAGUGUGCCUUCACCAGCUAUGGCAUUAGCCCCCAAGCCAAGCAAUGGUUCAACAUGUAUAAACCCAUCACCUACAACACAAACCUGCUUGCAGAAGAGACCAACUCCUUCGUGAACAAGCUGGAUCCCAGCAGACUAUUCAAGAGCAAGAACAAGACAUUAAUCCCCAAAAAGAAAGGGCCUGUCCGGCCUCCAGGUGGCCAGAAAGGGCCCUCAGGUCCUCCCUCCACUUCUAAAUCCUCUUCUAGCCCUGGCAACUCUGUCCGGAAAUGAGCACUUCACCUCCCUGCCAGCCUCACAGCCAAGAUUUCCACACACAGGUGGCCCAAGCCUCAGAUUCUGUGAGUGGCACCAUAGACCUCUUUCCGUCUGAGCGAGCCAAAUCCUAGGCCUUUUACUUCCGUUGGCAUUGGCCAAGAGUUCAAGGGCAUACUCAGGUCUUCCAGAGUCCUUUCCUCAUCCCCUGCCUCUGAAAGCUGUAGAGAGUUUCAGAACUUGUUUAAGCAGUUAAAUAGAGCUGUUAAGAGCUUUCCUCUCUUUCCACCCCCAACCUUCUACACCCCUCAGCAGUCAUUAGAGAAAUCCCUCAAAGAAACCACUGAUUUUGACCCAUGAGGCAUUAGAACUCUGCUGUUCAAUUGGUAAUCACUAGCCACAUGUGGCUAUU